This is a messenger RNA of Camelus dromedarius (Arabian camel), 1685 nucleotides long. RefSeq names its product RAB32, member RAS oncogene family (gene RAB32). The record is from RefSeq and is a predicted model, not a curated record. The transcript has 3 exons. Gene Ontology annotation, cellular component: Golgi apparatus; lysosome; phagocytic vesicle. Gene Ontology annotation, biological process: phagosome-lysosome fusion; endosome to lysosome transport. Lineage: Eukaryota; Metazoa; Chordata; Mammalia; Artiodactyla; Camelidae. Gene Ontology annotation, molecular function: GTP binding; GTPase activity. Bases 16 to 690 code for a protein of 224 amino acids.
GGGCCGGGGGCGCUCAUGGCGGGCGGGGGAGCCGGGGACCCGGACCGGGGGGCGGCCGCGGCCGCGGUGCCCGAGACCCGGGAGCACCUCUUCAAAGUGCUGGUCAUCGGCGAACUCGGCGUGGGCAAGACCAGCAUUAUCAAGCGCUACGUCCACCAGCUCUUCUCCCAGCACUACCGAGCCACCAUCGGGGUGGAUUUCGCCCUCAAGGUCCUCAACUGGGACAGCAGGACGCUGGUGCGCCUGCAGCUGUGGGACAUCGCGGGACAGGAACGGUUUGGCAACAUGACCCGAGUGUAUUAUAAAGAAGCUGUCGGUGCUUUCGUCGUGUUUGAUGUAUCGAGAGGUUCCACAUUUGAAGCCGUUUUAAAAUGGAAAAGUGAUCUGGAUAGUAAAGUCCAUCUUCCAAAUGGCAGCCCCAUUCCUGCUGUCCUCUUAGCUAACAAAUGUGACCAGAAAAAGGACGGUGGCCAGAAUCCUCCCCAGAUGGACCAGUUCUGCAAAGAACAUGGCUUCAGUGGAUGGUUUGAAACCUCCGCAAAGGAUAACAUAAACAUAGAUGAAGCAGCCCGCUUCCUAGUGGAGAACAUUCUCGCGAACCACCAGAGCUUCCCCAGUGAAGAAAUCGAAGGCAGUAUUAAACUGGAUCCGGAGACCCUGAAAAAGGAAAACAAACCCCAGUGUUGCUGACUUGGCGUCUGCUUCUCUCGUGCGGAUGCAGCCUGACUUGCUUGGAACGAAGUAAUGCCCGAGAAAGGAUCGUGGGUGGCCGCUGGCUGCUCUGUGAGUCUUCCCCGGGCUGCCCGUUAACAGGAGGAUAGCCUGCGAUGAAGGGGCCCGCUGGUGAAGGAGUCCGGCCGGCGAAUCUGCACCUUCGCACGUGAACACCUGGGCCCCUGUGGUUGUUGCCAUCACAUUCAGGAUUAUGUUUAUGUCCUCUUUAACGUCUUUUAAAAUGACACUUCCUCAAGAUUUGUUAAGGCUUACAAGGUGCGGCUUUCAGUGUGAGCACUGGGGUGGUAAUAAAACUUCCCCUGCAGCCUUAGGGUGAUCCCGUGAGUCUGUAUUUUUGUCUCUGUGUUCCAUGCUCACAUUCGAGGGAGGCUUUUGGACUUUUAGCCACAGAAGCUGGAAGUUCCUGUUUAGCCAUCUUUUAUUUUUCUAGUCAAAACUUGGGUACUCAUGUAAAAUUGUUAUCCUUGCAUAUUGUAAUUUAACCAGUCCUAGCUAGUGUGACAUGUGGUUAUUCCUCUUAAACAAUUAAAAUGCCCUUCUUGAUGACUCAGAAGCACUCGCACCACACUGGUACCCUGAUCUAGCUGCUACCAGUUGCAAACAUCAUAAAUGCACAUUUCUUCUUCUCUCUCCCCAGUCUGUCCUCUCCUCUCUUCUUCCUGUGUGUUUGUGUUUAGAACUGAGGGCCUGACUCAUAACUGCUGUCACAGUUCUAACUGGAGCUAGGUUUUCAAGGCUAUAAUAAUAAUGGUUAAGGAGAGAAUUUAUUUCAAAACAUCCAAUUAAAUUGAGAUUCUGUAUGUGCAUUGUGGAAGAAGCUAAGUCAUGUGUGGUUUUAUACAAAGUUUUGAACAUUUAAAGUAUAAUACAUGAGAAACUUAAAGCAGGCUCACAAUAUAUGUUUUGUCAUUUAGCCCAAUUAAGGAAAAGAAUAAAUAUUUUGACUGAAA